This is a messenger RNA of Alternaria rosae, 1756 nucleotides long. RefSeq lists its product as uncharacterized. The record is from RefSeq and is a predicted model, not a curated record. The transcript is spliced from 2 exons. Bases 338 to 1492 code for a protein of 384 amino acids. Lineage: Eukaryota; Fungi; Ascomycota; Dothideomycetes; Pleosporales; Pleosporaceae.
AGCUGUGCUGGUGGUGUGUUAUGUGGUAGGAGUAAUGGGCAGUCCGGGUUGCAACGACUGUGAAGUUGAGUGACUCAAGGGGGUUGCGCCUGGGAUGAUGGUGAACAGAUAUUCUGGACUGGUAUAGAGGUCACCCACUAGCUUGGCACUGUUGAAUGCCGUUGCUUGCGCUUGAUCUCAAUCUCGAUAGCGUCUCGACGCGUCCGAAGACCACCGCUGCACAACGCCCCCUACGUUGUGCGUUCACACUCCACUUAUACUAACUGCCGAGCGCCGAGAGCCGCAUACCCAUCCGCAGACACCCGUUGUGCGCGCUGAACGUAACUUCACAGACGCCAUGGCCCCAUCCAACAGCAAGAAGCCCGCAUGGGCAACGGCUCAGCUCACCUCUGUGCUGGGAUCCCACGUUGUCUUUCAGCGGCAUAAUAUGGUGGUACCUCCAAGGAUCUUACCAGACGAUGUCGAACGCGCCAUCCGAAUCCUUGAUCAGUACGACCCGUCAACAGCGAAAGCAGGUGCUAAAGACCUCAAGCCAAUUGACUACAACUACGCCAGUUACAGAGUCAAUGAGGACUUGCGUCCUAUGGCUAAAGCAGCAGACAUGGCCAAUCUUCAUCAACCGGGGAUACUUAAAACGGAGCUAGCCAGGAGACUGAUCGAAUGGGAUUUACUGAACAUCCCACUCAUGGCUGCUCUGCUUCCGCGCUCAUUAGAUAAGGCCACUAAACUCGCCAUUCCUAAGAGGGUUGUUUCAACGCAGAAAAAGGCCGAAACGGAGCCAGCAGAGUCGAAGAAGCGUAAAGCUGUGCCAACUAAAGUCACAGCGGCUAAAAAGCCCCGGAGCGAUUUCAACACUGCUUCAGAGGACCACAACGUAGAGAUGGAUGAUCAGAACGAACUAGAUUACGACGAUUCCCUCCCACAAACUGCUAUCGAGGGCAGCACUUCGACUCGAACACUCGCUCAGGCGCGGACACGGCUCCGUAAGCCUCGAAAUGGCCAGCCACCUGCUACUCAGGCACAUCGCAACGCAAACAGUGGCGUGGCUAGACUGGCGCGAGGGCAGGUCGAGGAAGACGAAGGUGGUACCAGCGACGAUGCAUCGGCCCACAACCGCAAAGAAGACCACAGGAUGCUCGAAACUGAGGUUGCAGAGGUGCAAGUGGCAGGGUCAGAGCGAUGUAGCAUUAGGGGGCAAGCGGGUAGGCGCGCCAAGGGCAAGAGGAAGACUACCGAACAGGUCGCAGAUGAGAAACGCCUCAAGGAAAAAGAGAAGGAGCGAAAGAUGCACAAUGCACGGCGGCUCGGUGGCUACUCCGACCCUGAACUCGCCGAGGCCUUUCGCGUUCUGCAUAAGACUGUUCUGGUUCCGAUGCAUAGCAAGACACAAGAAGGGGUUGAGCCAGCACCGACUGAUCAGCUAGGCAUGCGGGAGUAUAAGGAGAGGCUCCUUGAUGAGGCUAGGAAGGAAGGACGCAAAGUAGAGGUGUGAAUGGCUGGAGGAACAUCAUCACCUCAUUCAUCAUGAACAGAACAUCGAGAAGUUGUUCUCGAUCAUUGCGGCUUAUGAUUUCUUUGUUUAUCGAAGAAUAUAUAGGGCGCCGCGAGAAGCCAUGCAAUUCUUUGGAUGUAUUGACUUUCUCUUUGUCGCUAAGUUCCACAUUCCGGGACAAAGAAUUAGAAACCUGUUCUUAUGUUCGGCGGCUGUAUCAGCAAUGGAUUGCGUCUUGACAUAUAAUUGAUUGCGAACAUCACG